Messenger RNA from Drosophila nasuta, 1456 nucleotides. Its product is annotated as fibrinogen-like protein 1. The transcript is spliced from 3 exons. NCBI's taxonomy places the organism in Eukaryota, Metazoa, Arthropoda, Insecta, Diptera, Drosophilidae. The record is from RefSeq and is a predicted model, not a curated record. The coding region runs from base 38 to 1330 and encodes 430 amino acids.
AAAUUCAUUUUGUUUGCGGGCAGUUGAAACAUUUAAAAUGGGCGGAAAAAAAUUUAACGGAAUUUUCUUAUUGAUGGUCCUUCAAAUAUUCUUGGUGGCUACAACAACUGGAGAUGAAACGUAUGAAUCAGACCAAAAAACUGUGAAACCGUUGUUCGAUAUUAUUAGACAGCUCAGAAAUAAGUUAGAACAAAGUGAAACUAAGGAAAAGCAGAUAAGUGAAUUAAAUUCUGAUCUUAUGGAAAAAUAUCAUGAAAUUGUAAGAAUUCAUGAAACAUUCAUGAAGGAGGCAGAUCUAUUAAAUGAGUAUAAAAACAAAGUAAUCAAAGGGGAAAACGAUUUGCAAUUGUGUCAAAAUAAAAAUGAUAAAUCUGAAUCUGAAAUUAAUUCACAACAAAAUAUUAUUCUUAAAUUAAAAGAACAACUAACAGAUAAAUCCACCAACUUAGAAAAUUGUCAAGUUCAAUUAAAAUCUCUUAAUUCUAGAUUAAUUGAAAAAGAUGAAAAUAUAAAGAGAUUUAGUGAGAAUAAUACAGAACAUCAGAAAACACUUGAGUUGGCAUUAGAGAAGAGUAAAUCUAUAUUAAUAAAGCAUGAAAAUGAUAUUCAGUUAUGUCGUUCAGAAAUAAACAAAUUAAAUAGGAAAAAGAUUCAUUUGAAAUUAAAAGAAUGUGAAACUAAGCUAAUAGAUAAAGUAAAGGAAAAUCAGUUAUGUCAAUCUGCACUUGAUAAAUUAAGUCCCACAACAUGCAUCCCUUUCGGAGAUUAUCCAGGAGUUCAUCAACUCAAUGUCUCUGGCAUAGGUUUAUUCAAUGUUUUAUGCGAUAGUCACUUAGCUGGACCUGGAUGGAUUGUAAUACAACAACGAGUUGGGGGAAAUGAGAGUUUCAAUAGGGAUUGGGCAACGUUUCGCAAAGGUUUCGGUUCUUUUGAAAGUGAUUUCUUUCUUGGAUUGGAAAAAUUACAUCGUAUCACGAGCUUGCAGCGUUUCGAACUUUACAUACAUAUGGUUGAUGAGGAUGGAACCUACAACUUUCGUUAUGACGACUUCAAAAUAUCUGAUGAAGAUAAUGGAUAUGCACUGAGCUUGGGUAAAUUCAAUGGAACUAAUUUUGAUGAUGGCAUGAGUUACUCUAACAACAUGAAAUUCACAACAUUCGAUCACGACAACGACAAAGAAGAUUAUGGUAAUUGCGCAGUCUUUGAAGAAAGUGGCUGGUGGUACAAUCUUUGUGGUUUUUGUCAUUUAAAUGCACUAGAGCCAUGUUGGUGGGGCAAUGGGAAGAUUUUACUUAAAGAAGUUAAGAUGCUUAUUCGCCCCAAAGAAUAGAUGAAUAAGUGAUAAGCUGAAAAGCUGAAAUUCCCAUAUUUGACUCAAUUAUGUAAUCAUUUAUAUUAUAUAUAAUUGGUGUAUUAAGAAAUUGCGUUCUGAAAAAUAAAGCGAUUGACUAUUUGA